GAUGCAAUACAUUAAUCAAAAUUGACGGUACAGAUAUUUCUGUCACAAAAGAUUUCUAUUUCAAAAGAUAUUUUGAACUUCCUGUUAAUCAAAGAAUCCUGAAAAAACAUUAUCAUUGUUUCCGCAGAAUAUUGCUGUUUUUACUGUAUUUUUAUAAAAUAGAUGCAGCCUGGGUGAGGAUAAGAGUCUUAUGUUAAAAUGUUGAAAUAUCUUCUUAUUUAGGACUAAAAUAACCACAACAUGACCACACCAGUCCACUUUAAGGUUUAAAUCGACUGGUUUGUUCUUUUGCCUGGUUAUUUUUUUCUUCAUCCUCUGCUUAACUGUAGCGGUUACAUGGCCAAACCAGUUCUGGUCACUAUAUGUCCACUCAUGCACCAGCUGGUUAAUCAUUCACUGAUUUAAUUGAUAUGUCCACAAGGGUCUUUCUCUCCCCCUUUCUCACGCGCACACACUUUCAGGACACAUGCACUUGUACAGAGAGAAAGAUUGUGACAUCUCAGUAAACUGAGCUGAACGUGUGGCAUAGUCUGACCAUCAUGGACCUGCUGCAUCUGUGUGCUGCAUUUGUGCUUUAUCUUAGGACCUGGGUAUCUGGUAUCAUCAUUACUAAAGAUGCACACGUGACGUGUCUGUUCUAUGAAGACUGCGUGCUGCCCUGCAGUUUCAAGCCUACAGGGGCCGUGGUCAUCCACUGGUACAAACAGCAGAUCCCCGUUCACAGCUACUACUACAAUAAAGACCAGUACGGCCUCCAGAACAAGCAUUUCAGCAGCCGGACCAACCUGUUUAAUUCCCAGAUCGCACAGGGAAAUGCCUCUCUGGUGCUGAGGAAAGUUAAAGUCCAGGAUCAAGGGAGGUACAAGUGCUACACCAGCACCAAGAAGGGAAACCAGGAAACCUUUGUUAACCUGGGGGUCAAAGCUCUGAUCCAGUUUGUGAAGCUUGAGAUGGUUGAGAAUCGGGUCAUCUGUCUGUCCCAGAACAUCUAUCCAGCUCCCGAUGUCACGUGGGCCACUGAUCCCCCCACGGACACCAGAAGCCUCCAGAACUUCACUCGUAAAACAUCAGACUCAAAAGGCCUGUUCACCAUCGAGAGCGGUAUCAGUGUGAUAGGCAACAUCUCUGAUCAUACUUACUUCUGCUCUGUUGUGUCCGCGGAUGAAGUGCAGGUGUGGACUGCAUCACUGCAUCACCAAGAUAAGUUAUUUGGUGAGGAGGGCUCUGGACUCCUGGUUCCCUGCAAGGUGACACAACCUCGCCACAAUUUUACCCUCACUUGGACCUUCAUCAGAACCACAGAAACCAUCGUUAUCUUCAGUUACGACAGCCGGACCCGGCGGAUCGCGAACCUGUGGGAGAAUAAAGCUGAACUCGACAUAGAUCAGGCUCACUCAGGCAACGGUUCCCUUCAUCUAUUAAACCCAGACAGAUUAGGACACAGCGGGGCCUAUAUUUGCACAUUCUAUGGCUUCCAGAUGAGACAUCAAGUCCAAACUCACGUUAAUAUUACAGUUCGUGUGACUGAUGAUGAUGAGCAUGACUGCAGGAGGUCGUGGUGGGGAACUGCUGCGUCUGUCUUCAUAUUUCUGAUCACUGUGUCUGUAGCCAUGUCGCGAUGUUUUAGAUUGAGAGGUGAACAUCCAGUAAACAGCCAUUCAGACAUCAAUAAACGAAUCCGAUGUAGCAACAAAACCGAAAUCCCGCUAUUUGAGAGACUAGGACAAGAUGAGCCCAGGCGCAACAGUUUGGAAUCAGUCCAGACAGACAUUCACAGAGUGCUGUCCAACACAGCAUCUUUUGAAACAUCCAAACUGCUCAAAGAACAUCCGGACGGCUUUAAGAAUGACGUCCUACCACAUACACCAAAAGAGAACAGUAUGAUAUAUACAUGCAUGAUUAUUAGUGAUUCCUCUACACCUGAUACACCAGUGGAAAGACAUGAUUCCAGGCCACAAACACCAACCGGCGCUAUCAUAACUCUGUUCACCUCUGAGAUGAAUACACAGGUUUCUGAUGACAAAGAAAAUGAGAGAAAUGAACUUGAAUCUGAAUCACACACAGCAGAUGGAGUAGAGAUGGAGUGUACAGUGAUUCAGAGAUUUUACAACAUAUGUGAACCUGCCACACCUGAGCUCUCACAGAUCAAUGGCUUCAGGUGAUUGAUAUUAAUUCCAUAAAUUGAAAUGGUGCCGACUUGUUAUAAUAACUGGAUUUUAAAGCUCACUCUUGAAAUACAUGACAUAUGGUAGAUUAAAAAAUUGUUAAACUCAUUAAAGGGAUAUGCAACUAUACACCUUAACCCUCAAGAUCCCUCAAAAACUCAGUAAAUAAAAUAAUUUUAAUACGAAAAAGCUUAUAUUAUUAUAUGUCUUGUGCAUUAUAUAGUUAUAUAGUGCAUUAUAUAGUAUAUAGUCAUAUGUCUUGAAUUUACACAAUCCUCACAGACCUCGGUUAUUAAGUUAGAUUAAGCCUAUACAAUUAACCAUUUCUUUUCUUUUAUAUUAUUUGUGGUUUAUUUAUCUCAAUUUAGAAAGUGGCAGUGUGAACAGAUUAUAUGAUUUACGUGAACUAUAUAAAUAAACGUUUGAAUGUGAAAUGUACCGCUCCAUAACCAGCAGGUGGCGAUAUUUCUGUUUAUGUAAAUAUUUAAAUAUGUUUUAAAUCUGCUUAGUUUAUCUUUGCAUAUCUCUCUGUUAAAAGCGUGAUUCUUGUCUGUCAGUAAAUUAUAGGUCAAGUGUUUGCAUAAUAUUUAAAAAAAGAAGACUAAACUUUGUUUUUAAAUGUAUUAAAAUGCUAUAUUACUUAUGGCCUUAAACUAGCUUACUGUCACGUAGUUGGAUAAUGUAGCCUACAAAUUGUGCAAUGACUGUUUUAAAUCUCUUAGGAUCUUUUUUUUUUUUUUGAGAAUGGGCUGAUCCUUUUUUCCUGUUUACAAAGCAUAUUUCCAUCCCUCGUGGACAUUUAUAAAAUAGCACAGAAAUGUGUCUUUCCUGUUUAUCCAGCUGUGUGUCAAAUGUAGUGUAAGCUAUGUAACUGUAUCAUAAAUUAACAAGGAACCAGAUAUGAUUAAAGCCUGAGUGGACUUCAAA
Carassius auratus (goldfish) is the source of this 3092-nucleotide messenger RNA. RefSeq lists its product as uncharacterized. Gene Ontology annotation, cellular component: external side of plasma membrane. NCBI's taxonomy places the organism in Eukaryota, Metazoa, Chordata, Actinopteri, Cypriniformes, Cyprinidae. Gene Ontology annotation, biological process: T cell costimulation; positive regulation of T cell proliferation; cellular response to lipopolysaccharide. The record is from RefSeq and is a predicted model, not a curated record. The coding region runs from base 540 to 2162 and encodes 540 amino acids. The transcript is spliced from 7 exons.